This is a messenger RNA of Ornithodoros turicata, 791 nucleotides long. RefSeq lists its product as uncharacterized. The record is from RefSeq and is a predicted model, not a curated record. The transcript has 3 exons. Lineage: Eukaryota; Metazoa; Arthropoda; Arachnida; Ixodida; Argasidae. The coding region runs from base 49 to 654 and encodes 201 amino acids.
CGGUGGUCGUUCUACAUUUCCUUCAAGUGGUUCCGGACGCGUUCUUCCAUGGCUACUGCAGUAAAAAGCAUCCUGAAGCGAUUCGAAGGCACGAAGGACAGGCGGAGAUUGUCCUUUGCUGCCGACGUUAAACCGGAUCCAGACGAAGAGCCUGACAUUCCUCCCGGGAUUCAGAAGCAGGGCGCAGGCGGCGACCUGGAGCCUGCCGCUGGAAUUGGUGCUGGUAACCCUGGCCGUCGUAACCCAAUGGUGCUGGAAGUGGUGCGUGACCAAGAUGACGACUUCCUCGGAGGCGUCCUAGGUGACAGCUCUGGGAGCGCCACGGUCCUCAUGAUGUGCGCAGGCCUCGUCAUCUGCAUAGCCGUGGUGAGUCUCCUUCUCGGCUUACAGACUUCGACGGCGCAAACUGCAGACCUUCCUGCCGACGUCACCGGCGAUCAAAAUGUCACCAACGUCACCAUGCCCAUAGUGACCCCAAAGGCCAGGCGAGGGGAUGAUUACGUCACCUUGGAUGUCAUGGAGAAAGCCUCUGAGAAUGCGACAGGACUGGCGGGCUGGUCUCCACGCUCGACUAGUGAUGACAAGAUAACUCUGGUUGACGAUGAAGUCUCCGACGAACCGGACAGGAGCGGACCACAUAAGGACAAAGCAUGAGGCGCCUGAUGAAGCGACCUAUAGAGCCGGAGCUCAUCGCACAUAGAACAAUGCUCAUGCAGUUGUUUUUAAAGUUUGAUAACCUGUAACGUUGAUGAAUAUAGAGUGAUACAGCAUAAUAAAAUAUGACAAAGAAC